AUGUCUGUGAAUAUGAACAAGAUCGUGACGGUGAGCGUGUUUGCCGCGGCUGGGGUUUACAUGGGGAUGAAGUUCUUCGAGCCCAUCGUGAUUGAGCAAUUACGUAAGGACGGUAAUCUGCGCACAGACAUUCCUGUUCCGCAGUACGACGAGAACGGAUCGAAAUUGGUGGAGCGCGGCGAACAGGUGACGUGGGAGCAGAUCCGCAAGGAGGCGGAGGUGCCAAAGGACAGUUCCAUCACGAAUCCGACCGAAAAGUCAAACUAG
Molecule: messenger RNA, 267 nt
Organism: Ogataea philodendri
Lineage: Eukaryota; Fungi; Ascomycota; Pichiomycetes; Pichiales; Pichiaceae
Exons: 1
Coding region: 1-267 (88 amino acids)
Source: RefSeq, a predicted model, not a curated record